GUCUUUACUCAACCACAAAUUCAGCUGAUGAAUUUGAAUAUGGGAUAGAUUUUUCUAAAACACUUGUUCAAAGUAUUAAUGGUGAAUUCGAACUUCAUAAAACCAUCUCGUCCCCACCAUCUUCUGAUGGAGAAUUGCAACAACGACAACAUGAGGAAAAACCAAAAGAUGAAGCGGAAGAAAAUGAUCGUGAAAAUGAUAUUCAACCAAUUCCAUUACGCUACAUAAACGAUAAAGAACUUUUAUCUCCUAUUGUCGAUAUAGAUCCUAGAUCAACAGUUAAAAUCGCUAUAAUUAAACCAUCAUUGUCAAAAAUUAAAGAUUAUGAUAUCGACGAAAAAACAAAUCAUCUUAAAGAUACAUUAGAGUUACUUGAUAGUGAUGGUGGUGUUAAUACUCAAAGGAUUGUUAGUUACACGUUACCACAAGUUGGUGAAAGACUUCGAAUCAAAGUUAUGAUUAUCAUUAUGUUCCUGCAAACAAUCUCAUCUCUCGUUGUUUUAUUAUGGAAAUAUUCAAGUCUUUACUCAACCACAAAUUCAGCUGAUGAAUUUGAAUAUGGGAUAGAUUUUUCUAAAACACUUGUUCAAAGUAUUAAUGGUGAAUUCGAACUUCAUAAAACCAUCUCGUCCCCACCAUCUUCUGAUGGAGAAUUGCAACAACGACAACAUGAGGAAAAACCAAAAGAUGAAGCGGAAGAAAAUGAUCGUGAAAAUGAUAUUCAACCAAUUCCAUUACGCUACAUAAACGAUAAAGAACUUUUAUCUCCUAUUGUCGAUAUAGAUCCUAGAUCAACAGUUAAAAUCGCUAUAAUUAAACCAUCAUUGUCAAAAAUUAAAGAUUAUGAUAUCGACGAAAAAACAAAUCAUCUUAAAGAUACAUUAGAGUCAACUUUACAAUUGGAAUAUGUCAUACCAUCAACUCCAAUUAAUCAAAUCAAUCAGUUUAGCCAAUUUAAACAGCCAAUGGUAUCGUUACAUAAUCAUACAACCAUUCCUUCUUCUUCACUAAUAUUACCUACCCCUGGGACCACUCCAACUCUUCCUACUCCUAUUGCUUCUCCAAUACUACCCCCAUCUUCUUCAUACAUUGAUGACAAUUAUUUUAACGAAUUCAUCAAUAUUGAUAAUAAUACAACCAUCACCUCUAACAAUAACAACGAGGAAAAUUUACCAUGUGUUUGUGAUUCACCUUCAACCGUUCAUAGUAGUAGUGAAAAUGGUGAUUUGGAGGAAAUUGAUCCGGAUUUAUUUACUUUUUUAAUUUAG
This is a messenger RNA of Entrophospora sp. SA101, 1268 nucleotides long. NCBI's taxonomy places the organism in Eukaryota, Fungi, Glomeromycota, Glomeromycetes, Entrophosporales, Entrophosporaceae. The record is from the annotation of a GenBank genome assembly.